AUGGUAUUGCUACGAUGGGAUCAUCAUCAGCAAUCGCAAAGUGAAACGAGUUUGGAACACCCAAGGAGCCCCACCAGUCCAUUGAGUAUUCGACAUGACUCGGCGGAGAGCAGCGUCAUAUCGCCAGGACUUCCGGAGCGCUACAGUCCGCUGGGGGCGACGGGCUCGGUGUCUAGCCACGACCCUUAUGGCUCGCGCUCCGUCCAGGAGUGUCCGGUGCCCCUCUGCCGCGGCUUGCCCACGGACUUUCCCCUGGCGCGUUCGCCUUACCUCACCGCCCUCGAGAAUGGCCACCCUCACAUGCUGGCCCAGCACCACCAUCAACAUCAAUCAUCGACCCAGCAGCAACAGCAACAGCAGCAACAACAACAUCAGCAGCAACAGACUCAUGGACAGCACGUGAACAAGCCACCCAGGAGCCUCGGACUCAUAUGCAUCGUCUGCGGGGACACCAGCUCCGGCAAGCACUAUGGCAUCCUCGCUUGUAACGGCUGCAGUGGCUUCUUCAAGAGGAGCGUCAGGCGAAAACUCAUUUACAGGUGUCAAGCGGGUACGGGGCGCUGCGUCGUCGACAAGGCGCAUCGCAAUCAGUGCCAGGCCUGCCGACUCAAAAAGUGCAUGCAGAUGGGGAUGAACAAGGACGCGGUGCAAAACGAGCGACAGCCACGGAACACGGCAACCAUCAGGCCGGAAGCUCUCGUGGAAAUGGACCAGGAGCGGGCGCUACGCGAGGCCGCUGUCGCCGUCGGCGUCUUUGGGCCCCCGGUUUCUUUGGCGAUGGCGCGAUACGCCGCACCGCUGCCUCUACCCACAACUGUCGCUCCGACCUCGAAUUCCACCAGUGCGCCGACGCCACCUCGACAAGAUAACGACGAUGGAAACGCCUCGGAAGACAGCAUUGACGUAACGAACGAGGAGCCCCUGACUCCCCAGCCUCAGCCACGCACCAAUUGCAAUCAACUGCCUCCAGUUAUGCCGUCGAUCUACUCGCCGGCGAGCGUCGAGACUGUCUACGAGACCUCGGCGAGGCUGCUCUUCAUGGCCGUCAAGUGGGCCAAGAACCUGCCGUCCUUCGGCAGUCUGCCGUUUCGCGAUCAGGUAAUACUCCUCGAGGAAUCCUGGUCGGAGCUAUUUUUAUUGAACGCCGUUCAGUGGUGCCUGCCCUUGGAAUCCUCGCCGCUGUUCAGUGCGGCUGAACUGUCAGCUCUGACGAUGUCGCCCCACCCGGUGCACUCGCACUCGGGCCUCCACCUCUCCUCGCCAAGCAAAUCCAAUCAGGUCGCAGUGGACGUGAGAUACCUGCACGACAUGCUGCAUCGGUACAAAUCCGUCAUGAUCGAUCCCGCGGAAUUCGCCUGCAUGAAGGCCAUCGUUCUUUUUCGUCCAGAGACUCGAGGUCUGAAAGACUCGAGCCAGAUCGAAAACCUGCAGGACCAGGCGCAGGUGAUGCUGGGACAGCACACGAGGAGUCAACAGCCUAGCAAUCCGGCGCGCUUCGGCCGUCUGUUGCUCCUCUUGCCCCUGCUGAGGAACGUGUCCGCUGCCCGGGUCGAGCUCAUCUACUUCCACAGGACGAUCGGCAAUACGCCGAUGGAGAAAGUACUCUGCGACAUGUACAAGAACUAG
Molecule: messenger RNA, 1626 nt
Organism: Ceratosolen solmsi marchali
Lineage: Eukaryota; Metazoa; Arthropoda; Insecta; Hymenoptera; Agaonidae
Product: photoreceptor-specific nuclear receptor
Exons: 9
Coding region: 1-1626 (541 amino acids)
Biological process (GO): regulation of DNA-templated transcription
Molecular function (GO): sequence-specific DNA binding; zinc ion binding; DNA-binding transcription factor activity
Source: RefSeq, a predicted model, not a curated record